AUGCCAGUACCUGUAGGAAAUUAUCAACAAGGUCCCUCAUGUUGGGAUAGAAUGAAAAUGGGUUUUGGUAUUGGAUUUUGUGUUGGCAUGGCAUCGGGUGCAUUAUUUGGAGGUUUUUCUGCUCUCAGGUUUGGAAUGAGAGGAAGAGAACUAGUACAUAGUGUUGGAAAAACAAUGAUUCAAGGCGGUGGUACUUUUGGUACAUUCAUGGCCAUCGGGACCGGUAUUAGAUGUUAA
Molecule: messenger RNA, 237 nt
Organism: Cotesia congregata
Lineage: Eukaryota; Metazoa; Arthropoda; Insecta; Hymenoptera; Braconidae
Source: the annotation of a GenBank genome assembly